UAACCCGUGAGUUGGAUUUAAUAAGUUUUGGAUUCCGGUUUUCAGAUACACUUUUUCUAGAGAGAGAGUGUGUGUCUUCUUCUGUCUCUAUGUGUGUCUUUUAGAGAGAGAAACCGUGUUGCAAAGCCAAGGAUCUCAAAUCUCAAACCCAUCAACAACAUACCAACUACAAUUUCUCAAAGGUAUUCCGCUAAAGCUUGAAUAGUUUGGCGUAUCUCUAAGAAGUGGUUGGCAGUUCAGCUACUGCUGUAUGUGUGAAUGAAGGAUUAAUUUAUGCAACUUCAUCAAAGGAGAAAUAGUUAAGAGGGGUAUCUGUUAAAGGACAUGUCAUUCCGAAGCAUAGUUCGUGAUGUAAGGGACGGUUUCGGGAGCUUGUCUAGGCGGAGCUUUGAAGUGAGGCUUUCCGGUCAUAUCAGGGGGAAAUCGCAUGGUUCAGUGCACGAGUUACAUGAGCCACCUAUUGUUAUUCAGAACAGCAAGUGGGCUAGCCUCCCUCCCGAGUUGCUUCGUGAUGUUAUAAAGAGAUUAGAGGCUAGUGAGAGUACAUGGCCAGCUCGGAAGCAUGUUGUUGCCUGUGCUGCUGUUUGCAGAUCCUGGAGGGAUAUGUGCAAAGAAAUUGUUAGGUGCCCUGAGUUAUCUGGAAAACUUACCUUCCCAGUUUCAUUAAAGCAGCCUGGGCCACGCGAUGGAACAAUUCAGUGCUUCAUUAAGCGAGAUAAAUCCAACUUAACUUACCACCUUUUCCUUUGUCUAAGCCCUGCUUUGCUGGUUGAGAAUGGGAAAUUUCUUCUUUCUGCAAAGCGGACCAGGAGAACCACAUGUACAGAGUACGUCAUCAGUAUGGAUGCAGAUAACAUAUCGAGGUCCAGUAGCACUUACAUAGGAAAAUUAAGGUCAAACUUCUUGGGAACAAAAUUCAUUAUCUAUGAUACACAGCCACCUUACAAUGGGUCUCAGUCAUCACCUCCAGGCCGUUCAAGUAGAAGGUUCUACUCCAAGAAAGUGUCCCCAAAAGUUCCGACGGGGAGCUAUAAUAUAGCCCAAGUGACAUAUGAGCUGAAUGUUCUUGGCACACGGGGACCACGCAGGAUGCACUGUGUGAUGCAGUCGAUCCCGAAUGCCUCCUUAGAGCCAGGUGGCAGUGUACCAGGGCAGCCUGAGCUCCUCCCGCGGUCCCUCGAAGACUCUUUCCGCAGCAUAUCUUUCUCAAAAUCAAUCGAUACCUCCACUGAGUUCAGUAGCUCCCGGUUUUCUGAUAUCAUGGGCCCACGUGAUGGAGAAGAAGAAGAAGGCAAAGAGAAGCCCUUAGUUCUUAGGAAUAAGGCCCCGAGAUGGCAUGAACAAUUGCAGUGUUGGUGUCUAAAUUUCCGGGGUAGGGUUACCGUUGCUUCAGUGAAGAACUUCCAACUAAUAGCUGCAACACAGCCUCCCCCAGCAGGUGCACCAACACCUUCUCAGCCGGCACCAUCAUCAGAUCAUGAUAAGAUCAUUCUACAAUUUGGAAAAGUUGGCAAGGACAUGUUUACCAUGGAUUACCGGUACCCUCUCUCUGCGUUUCAGGCUUUUGCAAUCUGUUUGAGCAGCUUUGACACUAAAUUGGCAUGUGAAUAAUACUAAGAAAUCAAUCGGUGGCAUUUACAGCUCAAAAACAAAACCCCCCUAAAAGUCCAGAGAACAUUUAGCAGGUCAUUAUCACAUGGAUUUUAACUCCUAGGGUUGAUUAGCAUUUGUGUGUUUCCUUUGUAUAACCUUGGAUCAAUGGAAAAGUGCAUUGAAGGGUAACAGAAUCGUUGAUAAUGCAUCUGUUUCAAGUCUCUUGUAUUGUAAUUCUAUGUGCCUUCUCACUUGUAGAUUGUUUGUCUCUGUUGUUGAAUGUUGUUUUAUCAUCUGUUUGUAACAAAUAGUGCCAGAAGAGGAACUCUAGUCAUUUUUAGUUCAUUUUAGUUUCUAUUUAUUCCCUAGCCAGAUAAUUGUUGUUUCUGGCUCAUAAAAGAUAAAGUUUCUCAGUUGAUUUCUCUCCGUCA
This is a messenger RNA of Spinacia oleracea (spinach), 2024 nucleotides long. RefSeq names its product tubby-like F-box protein 8. The record is from RefSeq and is a predicted model, not a curated record. The coding region runs from base 325 to 1611 and encodes 428 amino acids. Gene Ontology annotation, molecular function: protein binding. The transcript is spliced from 6 exons. Lineage: Eukaryota; Viridiplantae; Streptophyta; Magnoliopsida; Caryophyllales; Amaranthaceae.